Messenger RNA from Gasterosteus aculeatus aculeatus (three-spined stickleback), 7142 nucleotides. Its product is annotated as insulin receptor substrate 1-B. The record is from RefSeq and is a predicted model, not a curated record. Gene Ontology annotation, molecular function: insulin receptor binding; phosphatidylinositol 3-kinase binding. Gene Ontology annotation, biological process: insulin receptor signaling pathway. Gene Ontology annotation, cellular component: plasma membrane; cytosol. NCBI's taxonomy places the organism in Eukaryota, Metazoa, Chordata, Actinopteri, Perciformes, Gasterosteidae.
AGUGGUUAUUGACUGAAUGUGGUCAUCCUCAGACCGGUGGAGGAGACGGAUCGCACCGUGGUUGGACUCGGCCGCGCAGGACUGGGUUGGGCUGCAGGACGAGCGGCGGUGGACGCUGUUGCGCGCUCGGUGCGCGGAGCCUCCUGCAGCUGCUGGAUUCACAGUAUGAUCCCAGAUCAUACAACAUGGUUUGGCUGAUUUUCGCACGCACCCUUGGACAGUUAAAUGUGGACGCGGGGAGGACGAGGGACGUAGUUGCAAUGGAUUAAUGAGGCGUGCACAUGGGCUUGGGUUUUUUUCCCCCUGAGAUUAUUGGCACAUCAUAUACAUACAUAUAUGCAUCACUCUGCCUUGGCCAUGGAGAACCAAGAAGCCGAGCCGCAGAAUCACGAAGACGUGCAGAAAAGCGGCUACCUCCGCAAGCAUAAAUCAAUGCACCGGCGGUUCUUCGUGCUGAGGGCGGCCUCGGAGCACGGUCCUGCUCGGCUCGAGUACUACGAGAACGAGAAGAAAUUCCGCAGUAAAUCACCCGUGCCCAAAAAAGUCCUCAGCCUGGAGACAUGCUUCAACAUCAACAAGCGGGCAGAUUCCAAGAACAAGCACAUGAUCGUCCUUUAUACCCGCAGCGAGAGCUUUGCCAUCGCCGCGGACAGCGAGGAUGUCCAGAACGAGUGGUACCAAGCGAUGCUGGACCUCCAGGGAAACUGUAAAACUCCUGAAGACUACGGCAGUAGUGGAGAGUGUAGCUCCCCGUCUCCUAUUCCAACCGUCAAAGAAGUAUGGCAGGUCAAGGUUUGGCCGAAAGGUCUUGGGCAUGCCAGGAACUUAGUGGGCAUCUACCGGCUGUGCCUCACUGACAAGACGGUCAACUUUGUCAAACUCAACUCCGAUGUGUCAUCUGUGGUGUUGCAGCUGAUGAAUGUUCGCAGGUGUGGCCAUUCAGAGAAUUUCUUCUUCAUUGAGGUGGGCCGCUCUGCGAUUACCGGCCCUGGAGAGUUCUGGAUGCAGGUGGACGACUCUGUGGUGGCCCAGAACAUGCACGAGACACUGCUGGAGGCCAUGAAGGCCCUAAGUGAGGAGUUCCGUCAGCGCAGUAAGUCUCAGUCUGUGGGGACGUCGUGCGGGGGCGGUACAGCUUCAAACCCCAUCAGCGUCCCGAGCCGUCGACAUCAUCCAAAUCUGCCACCGAGCCAGGUGGGCUUCACCAGACGUGCCCGCACGGAGACCCCUGGAACGGGAGGCAGCAGCACGAGCACGUCGCCCACGUCGCGCCACGGAUUCCCGAGGGCGCGGACUGCCAGCAUCGGGGCCCGGUCGGAGGAGGGCGGAGCGAGUGCCAAGGGGACAUGGGCCAGCUCCAGCCCGAGUCUUAACGGCUCCUGCUCAACCACCCCAACACUGAGGACCAAACCCACCAGGGCCCCGACUCCUGCUAAGAUCACCCUCAGCCUUGCACGCUACACGCCUAACCCUGCGCCUUCUCCUGCGCCCAGUCUGUCCUCCAGCUCCGGCCAUGGCUCAGAGUGUGGCCUGGUUGGGGCAGCAGUGGGGGGCAUGACGAUCUGCUCCUACCCUCGUGUUUCUCAGAGAGUUUCUGUUUCAGGAUCGCCGAGCGACUACGGCUCCUCAGAUGAAUACGGCUCCAGUCCCGGGGAACACUCUCUGCUCGUACCCAGUCUGUCUGGACAGCCCGUGCACGGGGAAGGCUCCUCCAGCUACAUAGUGAUGGGACAGCGAGAGGGCCUCCUCGGCUCCCAUCAUCGCUCAAAAGGCCGACGAAUUCUGCGACGCUCGUCAAAUAGGGAAUGUGAGGCCGAACGCAGACUAUUAAGCAAAAGAGCUUCUCUGCCUUUGGCGGCGCACGAACGUCUGACCCCGCAUAGAAAAGAGGAAGACGAUGAAGACGAUGAAGAGUAUGCCAUCAUGUCGCAGAGUGCUAAUCGAGAGAGGGCGGGCUCCGGGGGUUUGGCAGCUGCGGGUGGGCAGCUCGACGCAGGAGGGAAAAAAAGAGGCAAGAGGGCUGACAAAAGCAUGCGAGAAGUGGAAGGUGGGGCAGCGACGGAUAGCGGCUAUAUGUCAAUGUUGCCGGGGGUCACUUCUCCCCCCGUUCCGCUCUCUCUCUCCAUAGGUAUGUCUGACGCCAGAGCUAAACCUGGGGCAGAUGACGAGUAUAUGGCCAUGACCGCCAACAACAGUGUGUCCCCCCCCCAGCAUAUCCGCCAGCCCAGCACAGAGGGCUACAUGGUCAUGUCUCCCAACAGCAGCAGCUCCACGGACCUGCACGGACUGGCUAUGUGGGACAGCAGGGCCAGCGUGGAGAGCCAGGCUGCCAGUGACUACAUGAACAUCUCGCCUGUGUGCAGCCGCUCUGCCUGCAGCACGCCGCCUUCCCACCCCGAACAGCACCAACUGCAACCAAAAAUGUUCAAUUCCUACUUCUCUCUGCCAAGAGCUUAUCAACAUACUCUCUACACUCGCUUUGAGGAGGACUUAAACAAAGGGGAGGGGAAAAAGGACGGUGGUGGGCAUCACGGUGCUGGAAGGGGAGGGGGAGCGGGAUACAGCAAGAGAAACAAAACCGCAGCGGGAUCUGCUGGAGGCUGUCAACUCUCCAUGUCUUCCUCUUCCUUCUCCUCCAGCUCCGCCAGCAGCGAGAGCCUGGAUGACAAGUCCAUGUCGGCAGGGAGAGGGUUGAGCUUAGUAAGGACUGCAGCGUGCACAAAAGAUGGCCGCCAUCAUCAAAAAUGGGGAUCAAGUAGUAAGAGCCCAAAGGAACAGAGGAGGUGUCGUCCGGUCAGCAUGUCUGCAGACGUUGUUAAAGCAAACACCCUUCCGAGGGUGAAGGACAACCUGCUGCCAUCCGCGUCACAGAAUGUCGGUGAGUAUGUCAGUAUUGUGUUCAAGGAGGACAAUAAGUAUGUCAGGGGGCGAUGUUCUGUGUCAGAACGUGGACAACCUAUGAUUCAUGGAACCCUGCGGCCUUUGAACCGACCCCUCCUGUGCCACGAUAAUCCCGCCAACCUUCCUCGCAGCUUUUCAGCUCCGUUGUCCACCGCCGCUGAAUAUGUCAGCAUGGAUUUAGGGAAUUCUUCAUCUAACCAAAGGCCCCGGAUUUCUGUAAGAUCCACAUUCAGCACCCCACAGGACCCACCAGCUGGUGCCCCCAAGGGCCGCCAUGAACACAGCAAGUCCUCCCCUCCGGCGGCAGAGGUCAACGCCGGGUACAGAGCAAAAGUAAAGAUGACAGCAAUGACAACAGACGCCCCAACUGCAUUCAAGGACAAGAAAGGUUCAGAUCCCAGCAUCUCAGCAAGACCUGGUCAGACCUCAUCCACAGAGCAGGAGACAAACUCGGGCUUCUCCGCAGUCAAGUCCUACAAGUCUCCCGAGCGCGGCGGCAGAUUGGCCCGAGGCGACUCGCAGGGCCGCCCGGGUCACCUUUCAGAGCCAUUUAACUCGCCUUCCUCCCGCCCUCGUCAUCCACCCUCUUCUACCUCCAUCUUCCCGGAGGGUAGCCAGGCGGCGAGCCAUCGGCACGGUUUGGAUUGCUCAACGUGGGAGAACAGGCAGGCGCCUAGUUUAUCUGCCACACCUCCACCACAGGCCUCCACCUCACCUGCUCAACAGGGCCUUAACUACAUUGACCUUGAACUGGCCAUUAAGGAGAGCCCUCAAGCCGGAGAGGAGCACACCUCCGCCGCCUACAACAUAGGAGGAAGCGCCAUGGGCAGCGGUGCCGCCCCCGGCAUCAAUACGUAUGCCAGUAUUGAUUUCUAUAAGUCAGAAGAACUGCGAGCACACCAGGGAAGUAGAGCGGAUGGUCAGGAUUGUUGGUCUCCAACAGAUUGUUGAGGGGGCGGCCGGCGGCCCGAUCUGUUGCCACAACACAACCGUACCCGGAGUGUGAACACUGAAAACCCUGGAAAACUCCUCCUCGUCCUGGUGGCUGUUUUCAGUCAACCAAAUGUGUGCCAAACACACACACACACACACACACACAUAGGCUGAGAAAAAACGUUUUGUUUUUGCCUCGAUUUGAACCAAUAUGACUUUUGAUCACCUUUUAGCUUAAUACAGAUAAAGAAUGACACGUUGAUGCGUGACUGUGGGUGACUUCUCAGGUGGCCAUUCUGGCAAUACAAAUGUCCAUCUGUGCAUAAUAAAUUAAAAUAAUUGUUAAUUUUACACACAAUCUUUCAAACCAUCCUAAACCAUUCUAGGCUGCACUCCGGAGUGUUAUUUAUUAAGUGCCAAACUUGAGCUUCAUGUUUUUAUAUAUCGUCCUUUGUCCAUGUGUAUUAAGUUAAAUGAUCAUCAGGUGUCAUUUUGAAAAGGGAAGGAAAUACAGAUUGAAAGAGGUUUCAUACACUUACACAUUCUCUGUCACUGUUAAAGUCAUUGGUUUAUUACAUACAGUUGCCCAAAAAAGCCUUUAUACUUUACCACUUUUCUUGUGCUAUACUGUUUGAUUUCUGAGGUACAAUUAGGUUCAUAUUAUUGACAAUUACAUAACGACAUACACAUUGAAUUGACAUUUUUCAUUUGUUUCCGUUUUUCAAAUAAGGGGAAAUUGGUUGUGUUGAAAUUCCACACAUCUGAUAUAUUCUUUAUGAAAUAUUAAUAACAGUAUAUCCUAGUAUUACAAAUUCCUUUUCACACAGCAUUUGACAUUGACAUCUCUUGUACUCUGAGCUGAGCUUUAGGUUGCGGUUGAGGGAUGAGUUUUUUUUUUCCUUUCAAAAAUGGUCGUGAUGUAAUUCAGUGUUUUCCUACACAGUACAAACAGACGUUUUAUUCCUAAAUCCUUCAACGUGCACUCACACAGGAUACGUGCUUAUACAGCCCCACCUUUGAUUUUUCACAAACAAAUCAUGAUUUAGUCAAGUCCCGUAGCUCAUCCUCGAAAGCUGCAGGUAAUAUUAGUUGAUGUAUUUCAGUGGUAUUUUGGAUAUUUGGUGGAGUCAUUCAUACGGUGGGGUGUAAGGAAUGAAGGGAACGUUCAUUCACCUGUCGCCUCAGUGAGACUUCUGUCCUUUUUGUAGAAUGUCUGCCCCGUUUUAUACAAUUAUAGUUUUUAACUCAAAAUAAAACUGAACAUAUUGAACACAUUUACUAAUACUUCAAACCUUCUGUAACUGCAAUCAACAGAAAAAACAUUCAAUCAUUUAAUUGGAUCAAAAGGGAUGCAUACACAAACAGCAAUGUAUUCAAUGAUCACCGUGUGCAACAUUGCAUAAAAAUUGCCAAAUCAACAUAAUGUUCUUCUGCUAUGCUUGUAAACAGCUUAAUCUAAUUGGCUUCAAAUGCGCAGCAAGGACAAUAAUUAAAUUGUACGUAUAUAAAUGUUGUCACUGAGGGGACGUGAUAACAGACUAUUGAAAAUAAAACAGCCUGGGGGGCUUUCAAAUGAUUGUUAAUGAAAAUCAUUUGGGUAGGGAGGGGCCGACUCAUUUCUAAUUUUACAAAACAACCUUACUCCCCCCAUAUCUCAGUAUAAUAUAUGUAUUUUGACAAUGACAGCAAAAUGGUAAAUAGUCUUUAUUGUUCCACUCCUUAUUUAUUACACCAAGAAUGAAUCUGAGAUGCUCAAAAUGCCCACAUAGGAAGUCGUAGAUAUAGAUUUUGACUAGAUAAUAAUACAUUUGACUAGAUAAUAAGCAAUGUUAUUUUUCCCAGCUGGAAUUUUCAAAUUUCACACAACUGUAUCAAUGACAGUAUAACAUAAUGUAGCUUUUUGAGUUGACGCAGACCAAAUAAGCUCUUGCAUUUAAACCAUUUUGUAGUGCAAAAAGUUAAAAAAGUAAGAGUGUAAAUACUUUUUUGGGGCAACUGAGCUUUAUUAUAUGUGUAUUUAUACUAUACUACAGUGUACAAGUAGAAUGAAACUAUGAAACUAUAGUACGUGCUGUAGUCAGUUUUCCUCAUUUUCACAAUUCUAAUAUAAAGUGACACAUUACAAUGGUAUAUCAAAUAUACAGCAUACAUAUGAUUAUUACUAUAUAGCCUAGAUAACUAUAUACUCUUUUAUAAAGUGCCUCAUUUUUGAUUGUAGCUGUUUUUACACAGGUAAUCUUAAAAUGGGUUGUGAAAAUGGAAAAAAGUGUUGUUUAUCUCCGGAGUCUAAAUUGCGAAUAUGUCGAACUUAACAGAAGACAGAUUGGACACUUAUAUUGAUAUCAGUCAGCCAUAAUCAAAUUGCCUUACUGUGUUUAUGAGAAAGAUGAAGAAAAAAAAAAAACGUUCUAUUUUUUUGCAGUGCCUAACACUUCAGCCACAAUGUAAGCACUCCAUCACUCUUUUCUUUGGCUUCGUCACGCUACGGUUCGGCCAAAAAGAAACAGAAGAAGAAGAAAAAAGAUCAUCAUUCGUUUCACACACUCGGUUUCAUUCACUUCAGGCCCCUUAUUGUGUUUUCAUUUUGAACUAUCCACUACCAGCCGCCCACUUGCUCGGUGUAAAAGCUGACGCCACGUUGCAGCCGGGACGUUCCACACGGAGCAGAUUAUCAGUAGACACAUUGCAGCCAACAAGUUGCAGAGAGAAAAUGUUACGAAUGAGUCUGAGGAUUCUGCAUUGUAAAGAAUUUGAUGUCAAAUCGUAUUUUGAAUGACUUUCCUGUUUUUUUUACACCCAGAAGAAAUGAAUGGAGUUACCGGUGUCUUGUAUAUAAAAUAAGUUGUCCCCUUCUUACUCAAUGCAUCACAGAAAAGGAAAUGCGUUUUCCAAUUCACUUGCAGUAUAUUCUGAACCCCCAAAAACACUCAUGAAAGGAGACGAUUGUAACUCCUCAGUGCAGCAAUUGCUGGUGUGUGAAUGCUGAUGCGGGGCUAAAACAGCAUUAACACGCCUGCGUGCGGCUGUUAUUUGGAUGUGGAUUAUCUGGACGGGGAUUCGGUUCCCUGAAUCGUGCUACUUCUCUCUCGUUUUUUCUCUAACACUCAAACACUGGACUUGGUUGAAACUACGAGUGCCAUUCCUGCUCACCCGCAUUACUUUGUCAUUUAUUCCAUUGACAACAGGCUGCUGCUGCUGUCAAACAAAUUGCCAAAAAAAAGUCUGACAACAAUUCAAAAGUCUACUAUGAAGAUAGUUUUUUAAAAAGUUGUCACGGAAUCAGCCACAGCUGAUUUAAAAAAAAAUAA